AUGCCUUCUACUACAUCCCCCGCUGCGCCCCGCGUCUCUUCCAUGCUCCGUAUGCUUCGCCUCUCCAACCGUGGUCCUUCCGCGAGUUCCAGACAGCCUUCCACGUCUCCGAUCCCUCUUCGUAGCCCUUUCGCGGCCAUGAAGGAUCGCGUCAAGUCCAUGAGCAGCCGCUGUCUCGCGAAACUUCGUCCUUCCAAGAAGACGUUGAGACAAGCUGACGCUCCUAGAUCCCUCCAGCCUGCAUCGCUCAACGUUUCCGGAAUGUUGAUGGUAGCGUUCGUCGCCAACGAGGACCCCAUUUCCUCCAGUCCCGCCAGGAUCCGCACGCACAUCAGCUCCAUUCAAGAGAUCGUGCCAAGAGUCAUAGACGUCAGCGUCCCCGAGGUCAACACCCACCCCACCAACGUCUAUUCCAUAGUGCAGGAGACGGGGCCGGACGAUGCCAAGAACACGACUAUCACUUUCGACGACUUCGUUCCCCUCUUGCAACGCUUCGACGAAGAGAUGCAGCAUGUCAACGCUCUCAUCUCCACCGCCGAGGAGACGCUCCACCUCGAGGACAACGCCUGUGCAGCUGUCUUGACUCCCCUCGCCGCAUACGAGAGCGAUUGUGAAAGCAACUUCAUCGGAAGCGAGCGGUUGUCAUCCCCAUCUCUGCCGGACGAAUCAAUCUACGCAGAUGACGGCAUGAUCGACAUAGUCAUGGCCGCAGCAUUCAAGGAGUUAGAAGAAGAGGCAGAGGCCACGGUGGAGGAUUCGAGCAAGGCUUGCUCGCAGGAGGAGGCGGUCAGCAUGUGGAUAGAGGAUGACAUGAAGGAGGUCGACAUGGUCGACGUAUCCCUGGACCCAACUCCGGAAGUUGCCCCAGAUAUCGAGCUGGUCGAGAUAGCACCUAUAUCGGUGUGGUCCCCAUGCCCGUCUCCAAACGCUCAGAAGGCAGAGGAGGUCAAUCUGGCGGACUUCUGGAUCGAUAUGGACCUGGCGAUCGCAGAGGUUGAGGCAAUGGGGCUCGGUGGAGAGAGUUCGGCGGCUGCGUGUGGUUGCGGAGUUGCAGUCGUAGUCCGGAGGUCUGGCAGAGGUGUCUCAGACAGCGGUUUCAAUGUGGUCUGGCAGGCGGAACCCGAUUCGCGACCGGGUUUUGCUCGCUGGACUGCGGCGAUUCUUCUGUUUCGGAACGACACAAAAGGUUUGAGGUUCCAUUUCUUGAUCGUCUUUUUCUAUCUGUUAUCUAUGAGCGGAGGGCCACGAUUGUCGAUGCUUGAUGCAGUGUCCUCCUGGCCAGGGGAUGUUGCGGAUGGUAGAGGCAGGAGUGGUUGGCAUGGGGGCGGGCUUUUUUUCCUUUCUUUAUUCCAGCAUAUAGAACACGUCCCCGCUGGAACAGCAUGUCAUGAAACGCAACAUCAAGCGUUCACGAUGACCAUCGCAUCCUGUACACGAAAACUGCUGCAAGUCGAAGGGUUGAGAAGUUUAGAAGUGUUGAUGUUCGACAUGAAAGCUUGCCGACUAGAGAGUAAAGCGGUCUGUUGUAAGGCGUUUUUGCUGAAUAAGAUAAGUGUCAUCGUUCGAAUGUGCGUGAAGGUGAACACACUCUGCAAGAUCAUCAAGUCCCGCCUCAAUCACGAGAAGUAUGACGGUCGUCCUGGCACCUGGUCGGUGAAGAAGAUAAGUGUGUGCAUGAAGACUCCACUUAGCAAGAUCGUCACGAGAAGGAUCAUGGCGCACAAGCAACUUCCGGCCAAGUUAUUGUCCUACCGCCUGGUCCGCGAAGAAGAUGAGUGUGUGCAUGAAGACUCUACUUCGCAAGAUCGUUGUAGGGAGGAGUAUGGCGAAGAAGAUAAAUGUGUGCACGAAGGAUUCACCUCUCAAGGUUGUCACGAGAAGGGUCAUGACGACUGUCCCGGCCCCUUCCAGUCUUCCACUGUGACAGAUUCACUUCGCGAGAUCGUCAUGGGAAGUAUGGCGGUGAAGAAUAUUUCACUGACAGAUAAGUGCAUGAAGGUAGACUCUACUUCGCAAGAUCGUCACGAGAAGGAGUAUGACGGUCGUCCUGCCGCCUGGUUGGUGAAGAAGAUAAAUAAGUGCAUGAAGACUCCACUUCGCAAGAUCAUCACAAGAAGCAGUAUGACGGCAACUUCCGGCCGGGCUGUCUGUGCUUUUCAUCGCUUUCUGUCCUUCUGGCGCCUGGUGUGUGAAGAAGAUAAGUACCGUUAUAUUCGUUGUGAGAACGGUAAACUGACUGUAUUUUGUCGCGGCAGAUACCAAGUCAGCAACUUCGUAUUUUCGCAAGAUCCUCAAGUCCCACGCUACUAUGAGAAUGUGUAA
Messenger RNA from Heterobasidion irregulare TC 32-1, 2322 nucleotides. RefSeq lists its product as uncharacterized. The record is from RefSeq and is a predicted model, not a curated record. The transcript has 32 exons. The coding region runs from base 1 to 2322 and encodes 773 amino acids. Lineage: Eukaryota; Fungi; Basidiomycota; Agaricomycetes; Russulales; Bondarzewiaceae.